Messenger RNA from Leucoraja erinaceus (little skate), 2098 nucleotides. RefSeq names its product trace amine-associated receptor 1-like. The transcript has a single exon. Gene Ontology annotation, cellular component: membrane. Bases 1 to 1122 code for a protein of 373 amino acids. Lineage: Eukaryota; Metazoa; Chordata; Chondrichthyes; Rajiformes; Rajidae. The record is from RefSeq and is a predicted model, not a curated record. Gene Ontology annotation, biological process: adenylate cyclase-activating adrenergic receptor signaling pathway. Gene Ontology annotation, molecular function: trace-amine receptor activity.
AUGUACAGUAGAUGGAUAUUAAGGAAAGAAGUCGGUGAAGAACGGAAGGAUUCAAUCAUUUCUCGAGCACAAACUGAAACAUCAGCUAGUAGAACUAACAUGAAUACAAGUCUGGCAACCAAUGAAAUUUGCUAUCAACUUGAGGAAAAUUCGUGUCCAAGAGCAAUCCGGUCCCAUGGUCUCCGGGUCUCACUGUAUGCGUUUGGUGCAUUGGCAGUUCUGGUUACAAUGUUUGGCAACUUGUUAGUGAUCGUUUCUAUCUCCCACUUCAAGCAACUCCAUACGCCCACAAAUUAUCUGGUUCUUUCUUUGGCAAUAGCUGAUUUUCUGCUGGGAUGUAUGGUGAUGCCUUACAGCUUGGUCAGAUCAAUUGAAAACUGUUGGUAUUUAGGGGACUUGUUUUGCAAACUCCAAGCAAGCUUUGACUUCAUGCUGUGCGCUGCAUCAAUAUUCCACCUCUGCUUUAUUUCUGUUGACCGUUACUACGCGGUGUGUGAUCCGCUAAAGUACAAGAUCAAAAUCAAUCUUCACAUCGUCCUCAUGAUGAUUCUCCUCAGUUGGAUUCUCUCCGCAUUUGUGGGUUUUGGCAUGAUAUGUUUAGAAUUAAACUUGAUAGAAAUUCGAGACUAUUAUCACAAUAAAAUAUACUGUUAUGGGGGUUGUACACUAGUGAUGGGGAAAAUAUGUACAGUGAUCUAUUCACUAGUUUCCUUUUUCUUCCCAGGAUUUAUUAUGCUUUGUAUUUAUAUGAAAAUAUAUUUUGUAGCCACAAAACAAGCCCGAGCCAUCAAUGACAUUACAAGACAGAUCCAGUCUAUCAAAGAAAAUAAAAACGUAGCCUCCCAGACAAGUGAAAGGAAAGCUGCGAAAACGUUGGGGAUAGUGAUGGGGGUGUUCCUAAUGUGCUGGACUCCCUACUUCACCAGUAACUUCAUAGAUCCUUUCAUUGGCCAUAAGACACCCCCGCUUAUGUUUGACACCUUUUUUUGGUUAGGGUACUUAAAUUCUGCAUUCAAUCCCGUGAUCUAUGCAUUUUUUUAUUCUUGGUUCAGAAAAGCCCUGAAAAUUAUUCUAACUUUUAAAAUAUUCGCAACCGAUUCCUCCAGGAUAAAUCUCUUCUAAUUCCCCUUUAUUGCAGAGGAAAUUGCAAUUAUGGAGCUUUAGAGAUGCUGACAAUGGUGUAUCCCUCCUGUUUAGACUAUUACAAAUGCCAUCAUUUUAUUAUUUUAACCUUUUCCAAUUAUAUCAGCAAAAUCUGCAAAAUUAGUUAAGAACACUGUAAGUGUUGUGUUGUUAUUUCCCACAAGUUAUUCACGAAUUUAAAAAUCACUUUGUGAAUGCGGAGUUGUAUGAUCUUGUGCAUAUACAGUAUACAUAUUUUCUUCCAUGAUGUGUGCUGGGUGUUUAGUUGAAACUCUAUGCUACUUUCAAACUCUGCUCCUGUGCAGUUGAUUGCUCAUUUAGUAGUUGUAGAGAGGUACAGCAUGGAAACCGAUCCUGCAGCCCACCAAAUCCAUGCCAAUGAUCAAACACAAUGAUCUUCCAUUAAUCCUAUAGUGACAUUUUAUUCACACUGCAUUCCCACCAACUCCCCCCCAGAUUCCAUCAUUCAUCAUAGGCAAUUUAGACACCAUAGGCAAUUUACAUUGGCAAAUUUAACCUACCAACACAAAGAUAGACACAAAAUUCAGCCUGAAGGAUGGUCUCAACCGAACGUCACCCAUUACUUCUCUCUAGAGGUGCUGCCUGUCCUGCUAAGUUACUCUAGCAUUCAGUGUAAACCAGCAUCUACAGUUCCUUUCUAUACCCACCCUACCGACCCACAUGUGUUUGGGAUGUAGAAGGAAACUGGGAGAAUAUGUAAACUCUGUACGAAGAACACAUUGAAACUAAAUGGUUGGUGCUGUGAGUCUGUUUCCAUGCCGUAUAACUCUGUGAUUCUGUUUACUAGACUGUUUUACUGCUGAACAGUAAAAAAUAUUGCAACUGAAAAAUCAUCUUGUUGCUAUACUCAAAAUGAUCCCAUGGUUGGAUUUCAAUUCUUUGUACAGUAACAACAAUAAAUUACCAUAUUCUCAAAAGUGUCAGCUAACUGUUG